Messenger RNA from Hyalella azteca, 964 nucleotides. Its product is annotated as protein TsetseEP-like. The transcript is spliced from 2 exons. The record is from RefSeq and is a predicted model, not a curated record. Lineage: Eukaryota; Metazoa; Arthropoda; Malacostraca; Amphipoda; Hyalellidae. Bases 68 to 646 code for a protein of 192 amino acids.
AAGUGCAUCAGUCUUGGGGACUUUCUCAAGGCAGCUGGUAAGAGCAUCUCCACGAAACUUCCUCAAGAUGUCCAACUUUAUUAGAUGUGCAUUGCUUCUUGUAGUGGUGGUCGCGAUGGCGUCCAGUUUUCCAGAUCGCAAUCUGGAAAGCUUGACCCCAGGCCGUCCAGUCGAGGGCGUGGCUCCAGGAAUUCAGCCUGCGUCGGCUGGAGACGUAUCCAACCCUGCCGGUGAGGUUGAAACCAAGCCUCUGCCCCGGCCUCCUGGUGAGGUUGAAACCAAGCCUCUGCCCCGACCUCCUGGUGAGGUUGAAACCAAGCCUCUGCCCCGACCUCCAGGUGAGGUUGAAACCAAGCCUCUGCCCCGACCUCCAGGUGAGGUUGAAACCAAGCCUCUGCCCCGACCUCCAGGCGAGAUUCAAACCAAGCCUCUACCCCGACCAUCCCAACAAGGGGGUGCAGUUAUCCCUGAUCCCCAGAAGCCUCAGGUUCAACCCGCUCCUCAACCUCUUCCAGUGCCGGCACCUCAACCCGUUCCAGCUGAAACCAAGCCUCUUCCCAGACCCCAGACCCCUCCCUCAGACUCCAGACCAGCUGUUAUCCCAGACCCCAACGCCCCUCAGGUUGAGCCUCAACCUGAAGGAUAAUAUCCAGGAUGGACCGCUAAAGUCCUGACUGACACUUGAUAACGUACCUCAUGACUAAAAUUAAUAUUCCUGACUCGUUUUUCUCCAACGUGAGCCUAAAUUCUUGCUUCAGUAUUGUCAAAAAUCUUUACAGGCCACAAAUUUCUAAUCUCCGUUAAGGAAAAACUAAUUCAUAAUUAAACAUAACGAAAAUUUUUGAGCAAACAUUCAAUUUUAUUGCACCGAACAUCAGGAUUUGGUUAUUGAGUUGAUGUAUCCGGUUACGAUAAAGAUGCAUAAGUAUGCACAGGUUGAUUAAUAAAAUAUAUUCAUAUAUUA